CCUGCCCAGGAUGACGAUGUCCUGAGGGAACGCGAAACAUACAAAUACUACCAACCCUUGCAAGACCUCCUCCAGGGCAGCCAACCAACCUCCGCUUCUACUGCUCCUCCGUCGCAACCAGACCGCGCCUUGACAGCCUUUGCCCAACUCGCUGCCUUUCGCCUUGGGGCCCGUAGAACCUUUGUGUCCUUGAUCGAUCGCAAAUACCAGUUACGAAACCUCCGCUGCCGCCAAUUGACCCUCACGCUGACCCUGAUCAAGNNAUACGUUCUCGCCGAGGCUACCAAGACCCUCUCCCUCGAGAAGAAUACUGUCGACGAUGACAAGGAUAACCUUUGGGUUGGUGCGACUGCCUUUGAGAGACGAGCAACCCCAUGCGAGUACGCUGCGGGCUUGCUCGUUGCACCAGAUCUGCUCGUCGCAGAGGACAAGGGAGAUGUCAUCGUCUUUCCAGAUCUCUCCGAGCACAUUCUGUUCAAGGACCACGCUUUGGUCACAGAAAUUCCUCACGUGCCUAUCAUCUCACCAAAUGGCCACAACAUUGGAGUCUUUUGUGUUCUGGACGACAAACCCAGAGAAGAUGGUCUGAGCACGACUGAGGUUGAAUUCAUGAAAGACAUGGCUGUGACCAUCAUGAACCAUCUUGCGCUCAAUCGUUCUCAAAACAUGGUACACGGGUUAGGACAAUUUGUCGAUGGCAAAGCCAGUAUAAAAGAUUGGUGGAUAGGCCUCCAUCAAGCUGAACCUGACCGUCCUCGAUCUAGAGCUGGAUUGGAACGUAAUGGCCGUGCCGAAACCAGGUCUCUAAAUUCUUCUUCCAGACAUCUACGGGUAUCUCCCACGCGAACGCGCUCGCCUGAUGUGAGCCCAGCGCCCACCUUUACACCGGGGCAGCAACAUGAUGCACUUGGCGCCCCAAUGUUCUCCCCGUCCCCCGUACCAUCGCUGGGAACACAACAACCCUCGGAAGAAGCGUCAGUCGCCAACAGAUUGCAAGAAGAUUCCAUCUCUCCUGAUAUCAAAUCGACUUUCCAGCGAGCUGCCGAGAUCAUCAGAGAAUCUGUCGAUGUCGAUGGCGCCAUUUUUCUGGACGCCUCAAUUGGCUCAUUUGCUGGACUAGUUGAUGGGACCCAAACACAACAAGGCUCAAUGACCCAGUCUUCCGCUGAUAUGUCUUCAUACUCGGCUAGGACCAGCGAGAGCACUUAUCUCAAUGACGAGAAACAGUGUAUUGUUCUAGGCAGCUCACUGGCUACAACCGCUAAACGCAGGUCCUCCCAUAUGGCACCGGUCUUGCCGCUAUCUGUCAGUGAGAGAUUCCUUCANAAACUGCUUUCCAAAUAUCCCAGAGGAAAGAUAUGGAGCUAUGACGAUGAGGACACCUCUGAAAGCCUCGUCGACUCUCCGAGGACUGCCGAUUUUGUGAAUCGCAGAGGUGAGCGCUGGAGGGAGAGAAGAAUUCUCCGAACGCUCUUUCCUGGCGCGCGCAGUCUGGCUCUUGUUGGUAUGUGGGAUCCACAUCGCAGCAGAUGGUUUGCAGGAAGCAUACUCUGGACCUGCAAUCCGACACGUAUCUUGUCGACUGACAGCGAACUUAAUUACAUGACCGCGUUUGGGCAAUCAGUCAUGUCGGAGAUUGCCAGAAUUGAUGUUAAGAUGGCAGACAGGGCUAAAGCGACGUUCAUCAGCUCAAUAUCACAUGAGUUAAGAACUCCUUUACAUGGAAUAAUGGGCAGUUCCGAAUGUCUUCAGGGUACGCCUUUAGACACUUUCCAGUCCAGCUUGAUCAACACCAUCGAGACUUGCGGCAAAACAUUGCUCGAUACCUUCGAUAACCUGCUGUCCUACGCAAAGAUCAACAAUCUCAGUAACACGAACUAUCGCAGACCGUCUGUUUCUUCGACACGAAACGGAGCUGAUACGGCCCUAAGCCCUGUGGAUCUCAGUAUCUUGGUAGAAGAAGUCGUUGAUACGGCUUUUGCAGGACACGAAUUUGUCCGUGUCACGCCAUUGAAGACCGGGAUGACCACCCAUGGAGUCGUGCCUGCGCACUUGACUACAGCGCACCCCGCGAAGGGUCUCGAAGCCAUCACUGUUCGCCUCGAAUACGACACAACUUCGGAUUGGGUAUUCGAGGCCCAGGCUGGUGGUUGGAUCCGCAUCAUCCUGAAUCUUGUCGGAAACAGCCUCAAGUAUACGGAAAGAGGCAAUGUGACGGUGCGACUGCAUUCCAAUUCGUUGCCAAGUCCUUUGUCUAAAGAAGACGUCGAAGUCGUUCUGACGGUGACCGAUACUGGAAAAGGCAUGUCAGAAGACUUCCUCUCACAAAGUGUCUUCUCUCCCUUCGUGCAAGAGGAUCCCCUAUCGCCUGGUACCGGACUAGGCCUCAGUAUCGUCAAGCAAAUUGUUACCGGAAUGGGCGGCAAAAUAAGUGUGGAAAGCAAACAGGGAGAAGGAACCAAGUUCUCUGUUGCGGUGCGCAUGACACGCGUCGACUCUCCUGCAGAAUCAGACAGAUCUUCUGCAAUAUCUGAUGUUGCUGGUAUGCUACGAGGCAAGCGUCUGAACAUGAUUGUUCCAGACGACGAGCAUGACGAGAUACAAUUUGCAGACCUCUGCAGUAAAUGGUUCGGCGUGCCUAUUCGAUGCACUUCUGAACCAGAGGAGGCUGAUAUAUAUGUCGUCUUGAGGAAGCACACAAACGCACUGGUCAAGCAACUUGCGUUCAAACCUGCAAGCGCUAACCCUAUUGGUUCAAAGCCUGUGGUUGUGUUGUGUAAGGAUCUUGCUUCUGCAAAUGCCCUUCAAUCAUCCAAGUCUAUGGCUGCCACAAGCUCUCAUAUGGAGUACAUGGCACAGCCUCUGGCUCCAAACAAGAUUGCUAAGACACUGAUUCAAUGCUUGGAGCGUCCAAGAUGCUCUACACCGAAUUCUCCAGCGACGCCCUCGCUACCACUUUCUCGGGCCACAAGCAUCUCAUCUCAGCGCCCACGAGAUCGCCGAGCCGGCUCGAAUAUCUCACAAAACAGCACAAAUUCCAAUCCUGAGGUGGUACUUUACACCCCAAUGGAGGAAAAGACACAGGAAAUGCUUAUGGCCAAGGUCCGACAAAGUGUCGAAGCCAAUCGCCAAGCUGAUGCAAUUGAAGCUCAAAAGCAGGCACUGAUGCCCAGUGUUGCUGCUCCUGUCGCGGGUGUGUCGGUCUUGCUCGUUGAUGAUAACAACAUCAAUCUAAAUCUGUUGGCCACCUUCAUGAGGNNGAAACAACGACAUGCGUACGACACUGCCACCAAUGGUCUUGAGGCUCUACAAGCAUACCAAGCGCAUAUUGAUCCCACACGCCUUCCCGAAGGUAGCGAGGAUUCACAUCUCUUGCAAAAACAGCCUCAAUUGACAGCACAGUCAUUCGAUUUCGUCCUCAUGGACGUCAAUAUGCCUGAGAUGGACCGGUCGAAAGGAUUACGUCCUGCGGUCAUUGUGGCACUCACUGGCAUGGCCUCCGCAAGCGUACAACAGGAAGCAUUCGCUAGUGGUGUUGAUCUCUUCUUGACCAAACCUGUGCGACUAAAAGAGCUCACAAAAAUCUUUGAAGAACAUCCGAAAUAG
Molecule: messenger RNA, 3606 nt
Organism: Aureobasidium musti
Lineage: Eukaryota; Fungi; Ascomycota; Dothideomycetes; Dothideales; Saccotheciaceae
Source: the annotation of a GenBank genome assembly